This is a messenger RNA of Nymphaea colorata (pocket water lily), 1470 nucleotides long. RefSeq names its product sorting nexin 1. Gene Ontology annotation, cellular component: endosome. The record is from RefSeq and is a predicted model, not a curated record. Bases 125 to 1342 code for a protein of 405 amino acids. Lineage: Eukaryota; Viridiplantae; Streptophyta; Magnoliopsida; Nymphaeales; Nymphaeaceae. The transcript is spliced from 11 exons. Gene Ontology annotation, molecular function: phosphatidylinositol binding.
GCCAAAAUGAACGAAAGACACAAACUCCCCGCCUCGGCGCCUCCUUCUUCAACUUUAUUUUCCUUCUCUUCUUCUUCUCUCUCCUUUCAUUCUUGUCGUGUCGUCUGAGGGGGAACUAUUGACCAUGAUCGCCAAGAGGUCUCUGUCGGGGUCGUCGCAGAGUCCUCGAUCACCUUCGUCUUCUACUUCGGAACCGUUUCUACACGUCACGGUCACGGAUCCCGUGAAGUUGGGCAAUGGAGUCCAGGCCUACAUCUCGUAUCGUGUCAUCACCAAGACAAAUUUUCCUGAAUAUCAAGGGCCAGAAAAGAUUGUUAUCCGUCGCUAUAGUGAUUUUGUAUGGCUGCGAGACAGGCUAUGUGAGAAGUACAAGGGGAUUUUUAUUCCACCCCUUCCGGAGAAAAGUGCUGUAGAGAAGUUCCGCUUCAGUGCUGAGUUUAUUGAGUUGAGGCGUAGAGCAUUAGAUAUAUUUGUAAAUCGAAUAGCUUCACAUCCACAACUUCAGCAAAGUGAAGACCUCAGAAUUUUUCUGCAAGAAGAUGAAGAUACCAUGGAGAGGGCAAGAUCUCUGGAGAUGGGCAUUUUUAAAAAGAAGCCUGCUGAUCUGAUGCAAAUGAUUAAGGAGGUCCAGACGAGGGUAACUGAUGUUGUGCUUGGGAAGGAAAAGCCUGUUGAAGAAUCUGACCCUGAAUAUGAGAAACUGAAACAGUAUAUUUUUGAGCUAGAAGAGCACCUGGCUGAGGCACAAAAGCAGGCCUUUCGUCUUGUGAAGAGACACAGAGAGUUGGGACAAUCCUUGUCUGACUUUGGAAAGGCAGUCAAGCUCUUAGGUGCUUGUGAGGGAAAUUCUCUUGGUAAAGCAUUUUCAGAUUUUGGCAUGAAAGCCGAAAUAUUGUCUUACAAGCUUCAGAAUGAGGCUGACAAUGUGUUGAUGAACUUUGAAGAGCCUUUAAAGGAUUAUGUACGCGCUGUGCAGUCAAUAAAGGCUACCAUGGCAGACCGAGCAAAUGCUUUCAGGCAGCAAUGUGAAUUGACAGAAACAGCAAAGCUGAAGGAGAUUAACCUUGAGAGACUGAUGCUGGCUCGAUCUGAGAAGGCAGCAGAAGCUGAAAUAGAGUGCAAGGAAUUGAAAGCAGAGAGCGAGGAGGCUACCAGGAGAUUCGAGACGAUUGUCAAAUUAAUGAACCAGGAGAUGGUGCGAUUUCAAGAAGAGAAGACGAUGGAUAUGGGCUUCACAUUCCACGAGUUUGCGAAGGGUCAGGCCAAACUUGCCAAUGAGAUUGCCGAUGCUUGGCGUGGCUUGCUUCCAAAACUUGAUGCCUAUUCUUCCUCACGUCGAUGAUUCUUGUUCCUCUUUUUCCUUCUCCAAUUUUCUGUUUGUCUCCCGCUGCUGCUUUCCUCUAUGAUUUAUUUUGGUUUUUUAUAUGUAUAAUAACGGGACCUCUGAGAAAACUUCCUAGUGUUUUUUUA